AUGACCCAGUCCUCAACCCGUGCUCGGCCUCGCCGUGGCCCUCGAGUCCGGUAUCCGAACGACGAUAGCGACACCGAUGACCUCCAUGAGUUUACCCCCAAGCCUCGUCCUCGCCGAGCUGCCCGUCGAGUACGUACAUACCGAGAAUCGAGUGAUGACGACAAGGACAGCAAUACGGAUUCUUCGUCGGAUGAAUCAGAUUCUCAAUCGACCUCCCACGCGAGUGUUCAUCCUCAAAGAAGUGCGAGAUCAGUGCCACCCGCACAGAGGCAGCCAUGGCCAUCGAAGAGAAAAUCGGAGGCUACACGUCUGCCUGAAACGAACAAGCGACAAAAAACGUCGUCUUCCAACAGAAGCCGAGCCCCAGUGAAUACGAAACGUGUAUUUAAAUCGUACAAACAACAAAAGUCUUCCUCCAGCAACGACAACAGCAACCGAAGCCAGAUCAGUGCGAAAGGCUCUUUUGACACGCGGUCCACGUUCGACAACCAGCGGAUCCCUCCAUGGCAACAACUCCCGUAUCACGUUCUUGUGAGCAUCAUGCAAUAUGCUGCCUAUCCACUCUACGGCCCGACAUCGCGAGCACAACCCUCAAUCAGCUGGCUGUGCAAAACAGGGGCGUUGUGUCGUGCCUUCCAUGAGGCCUGCACAGCAGCUUUACUUUAUUGCCCUCCUCUGUACCCGUCAUGGAGAGCUCGCAGUCUCAUCGCGUUGCUGGAACACGAUUCCAAGUCACUUUCGACAGAUUACCGGAAGAAGAUCCAUUUCCUCGACAUUGAAGUCAAACAGCUUCUUGUCAAGAAAAGUGGCAUCUCGAUGGAUAAGCUGAUUUCUAUGACACCUCUGCUGCAAGGUUUAAGACUCUACUCCAAUUAUGAUGAUCUCACAACUGUCAUAUGGGCACAGCCAGCAGCGAAGAGCAUCAAGUGGAGUUAUCCGACGGAGCUUUUGGGACGUUUCGAGACUGAUAAUCUCUUGAUGAGAAGCUUUGAGUGGAACGGAAGGUUUCCAAAUGCAACCGACGUCCUCAAGAUGGCAGUGGAGGCUCACUCCAGACACUCUUUCAGCCGCUUGCAGGAUCUCACCUUUCUCAACCUGAGUCUGCCUGACAAGGCCAAGGAAGCAGAUAGUCUCUACGCGCACAACUUACUUGCCGGCGUACUGAGCAGCGUGCCUGAGUUGCAGUCUUUGUCAUUUCGAAAUUGCGGCAUCGUGGACAAAGCCACUAUGCCCAUGCUUCCGCCUGGACUCCUGCGCUUGGAAUUGACAAAUUGUCCCAAUCUGACUUCUGACGCUCUGGAGGACUAUUUGACCCGCGCUUCCACGCUCCGAGUCCUCAAACUUGACGGCAACCAGUCCAUGGAUCUAGGUUUCAUGGCCAACCUCCAAGCUCUGUGCCCUCGCUUGCAACACCUAGAGAUCGACAUGCUCUACAUAGAUCCUACUUCCUUCCGCGACCGCGAGCCGCUCUACGACGAGUUACUGCCCAAUGGAGCUCCUACUUGGCCUACCUACCUCGCUAGCAUCUCUAUCGAAAAUAUGCGUCAGUUGACACAAGAAGACGCAGAAGAAUUUCUUGCUUCGCUGGUGGAAUCUUCGGAGCAUCUGCCGCAUCUCAGGAGGCUCAACAUCAAGGCGAUUUUGAAAGGCGCCAGCUGGCGCGAGCGUGCGAAGUUCCGACAGAAGUGGCUGCCCAAGCUAGAGAAUGUCUUUCUCAAUACUGAAGAACCUUCCAAUGUCGGGGGCAAGUUUUCGAAAAAGACACCCUCGGCGUCACAGCGGCAGAGCUCGCGAAUAGCAAACGGUCAUCUCAAGAAGCUCAGUCUCGGCGACACCACCGAGGACAGCGAUGCGCCAGCUCUGGAUGCUAUCCAAGGUAGAUGUGAUGUGGUCAACCUUGUAAUCUCAGACCAACGACCGGCCGAAACACAGUACCACGAAAAUGACUUCCUUGAUAGUGAACCAAGCGAUGAUCCAGAGUGGCGGGAACACAAUAACCAGCAGGCGUUGGAUGAUUACGCCUGGUGA
This is a messenger RNA of Fonsecaea erecta, 2028 nucleotides long. RefSeq lists its product as hypothetical. The record is from RefSeq and is a predicted model, not a curated record. Lineage: Eukaryota; Fungi; Ascomycota; Eurotiomycetes; Chaetothyriales; Herpotrichiellaceae. The coding region runs from base 1 to 2028 and encodes 675 amino acids. The transcript has a single exon.